Molecule: messenger RNA, 1101 nt
Organism: Nelumbo nucifera (sacred lotus)
Lineage: Eukaryota; Viridiplantae; Streptophyta; Magnoliopsida; Proteales; Nelumbonaceae
Product: CST complex subunit TEN1
Biological process (GO): negative regulation of telomere maintenance via telomerase
Cellular component (GO): CST complex
Molecular function (GO): telomerase inhibitor activity; single-stranded DNA binding; telomeric repeat DNA binding
Source: RefSeq, a predicted model, not a curated record
CGAAGGGGCUAGGGGUUUUCGGUUUUUCCCAUUUUCCCUCUUUUUCUUUUCUUUCUCUCAUCUCACUCCCAUCUGACCUCCGACGACUUACGGCGACCGGCGGUUUUACAGCGGCGACCUUAUUUUCUCUCUCAUUCUCUGUUUCCCACUUGAGCGGUUGAGCCCAUUUGACCUCCGACCUCCGACGAUCUAUGGCGACCGGAGACCGGCGAUUUUGCAGCGACGACCGACGAGUUCUUUAGUUGCAGCGAUUUUAGCUCUGUUUUUUGGCUUUUUUUCACUUCCGCGGCGAGUCUUUAGUUGCAGCGGCGGUUUUAAUCACCGGCGACCAGACCCAACAGAAUAUUUGACUGGCGGUUUCAUUCUCCUCUCUCUGUGACACCACCAUUACCAGCGGCGGUGAAGGAGAACUGUUAGCUACUUGAGACAAAGCUGAUGCUGCUUCAAUGGCAUCUUCUUCAAUUAAACCAGGCAUAUUAGUUUCUUUACAGGACCUAUACCCUUCCUCUCCAUUCUUUAAGCAAGGGGCUUCCCUUCGAGUCACUGGGAAGCUACAAGAAUACUCGGUAGAGGCUGCAAUUGCUGUAAUUGUUGAUGGAAGUUGCAGGCUGAAGAUUGACACUCGACAUUUGAGAGACCUCAAUCUUCGAAUAGGCUCUAUCUAUCAAUUCAUUGGUGAACUCCUCAUUCAAUCCAAUAAUGAGGCAAUUCUAGAGGCACGGGUGGGUAGGAAUGUAGAUGGUAUGGAUCUCAACCUCUACUACCAGUCUCUGCAGCUUUUGAGGCAGUUUCAAUCCAACCACACGAGUGAUCAAGCUACAUAGUCCAAAAUUUGUUGCUCGGAAAAUUCAGCUUGAGGAAUUUGUGUUUUUGGUGCUAAGGUAAACUAGUUAGACCUUUGGUGCCUAGUGUUGUAAUUUUUUACUCUCAGCUAAUUACGAUUUACGAAAAACCCCAAAUUCAUGACUGUUGUUCUCAAAACUCCAAUUACUUGAAUACAAGUAAAUAUUUUAUAGAUGUUUGUUUUAGAAAAUAACAUUUUGAAAAUUGAGAAGAAAAGGAGAAACUCUAUCCACAGACUUGGGAAAGAGUUUUGAACUA